AUGCCGAGACACUCGGACCUUCCGGAUGCAGAGGAGACCACCUGGACCUCUUACCGGUGGCCAGGUGGACAGGCUUCAGCUCACCUUCAGCCUCACCUUCAGCUUCUGCACAUGUUUCUGGCAGCCCUGCUCUUCUCCUCAGUGAGGGAUGCAUCAUCUCACCCUCAGUGCCUGGACUUCGAACCCCCUUUCGGACUCCCGCAUCACCUGGAGUUCUGCAGAGAGUACGAGAAAUUUGGCUGCUGUGACCAGGACAUGGACAACAGGAUUGCAGAGAGGUACUGGGACAUAAUGGACCUGUAUGACAUGCAAGGAGAUGAACUCUGUGGUCAGUUCAUCAAAAACAUACUUUGUCAGGAAUGUUCCCCCUAUGCUGCGCACCUCUAUGAUGCUGAGGACUCUUACACGCCCAUACGCCACAUCCCAGGGCUCUGCUCCAACUACUGCUCCGAGUUCCAUGUCAACUGCAGGUCGAUGGUUGAGCACUUGACUGAUGACAAGGGCCUCCUGGAGGUCUGUCAGAAGGACCCGAUCAAGUUCUGCAACCUGCUGAGCCUUCCUGACCCAGACUACUGCUACCCUGACGUGCUCCAUAGUACCAUCUUAAACCAUGACUUGGGCAUCGUGGUACAGGAUCUGCAGGGCUGCCUGCACCUUUGCCUCACAGAGGUGGCCAACGGGCUGAGGAACCCCGUGCUCAUGGUCCACAGCGGUGACGGCACACACCGCAUGUUUGUGGCCGAGCAAAUGGGCUUCGUGUGGGUCUACCUGCGUGACGGGAGUCGGCUUGAGGAGCCCUUUCUGGACAUCACUCAGGAUGUGCUCACAACACCCUGGCUGGGGGACGAGCGAGGUUUCCUGGGGAUGGCUUUCCACCCCAGUUACCAAAGCAACGGCCGUUUCUUCAUCUAUUAUUCCAUUUUGAUGAAGAACAAGAUGGAGAAAGUCCGCAUCAGCGAGAUGAGGGUGUCCAGUGAUGACAUGAAUAAGGCAGAUCCUCGCUCUGAGAGGGUGAUUUUAGAAAUUGAAGAGCCCGCAGCCAAUCACAACGGUGGCCAGCUCCUGUUUGGCCAGGACGGCUACAUGUACAUAUUCACUGGGGAUGGAGGAAAAGCUGGGGAUCCAUUCGGCAAGUUUGGAAAUUCCCAAAAUAAGAGUUCUCUCUUGGGAAAAGUGCUACGCAUUGACAUUGACAGCAGUGACAAGGUGCCGUACAGCAUCCCAGAAGACAACCCCUUCGUGAGUGAACCAGAUGUGCGGCCAGAAGUCUAUGCAUACGGUGUCAGGAACAUGUGGCGCUGCUCGGUGGACCGAGGGGAUCCCGUCACCCGGCAUGGAAAAGGCAGGAUAUUCUGCGGCGAUGUGGGCCAGAACCGGUACGAGGAGGUCGACCUCAUCGUGAAAGGAGGAAAUUAUGGCUGGAGAGCCAAGGAAGGGUUUGAGUGCUUUGAUGUCAAAAUGUGUUACAACUCAUCUCUAGAUGACAUCCCCCCAAUUUUUGCAUAUGCUCAUCACGUUGGGAAAUCUGUAACAGGGGGUUACGUGUACAGAGGAUGUGAGUCCCCCAAUCUGAAUGGCUUGUAUAUCUUUGGAGAUUUUAUGAGUGGUCAGCUUAUGGCAUUAGAGGAAGAUACAAAAACAGGGGAAUGGAAAAAGAAGUCCAUCUGCAUGGGAGACACAAAGAUGUGCUUAUUCCCUGGACUGAUCAACCACCACCACAAAUUCAUUAUUUCCUUUGGAGAGGAUGAAGCAGGAGAGCUGCACUUCAUGGCAACCUCGUACCCAAGUUCGGUCUCUCCAUUUGGAACGAUCUACAAAUUUGUGGACCCCUCCAGGCGGGCCACACCUGGGAAGUGCUCGCAGAAAUCACUUCCAGUCAAAGUGAAGGGAAAGAGAGUUCCUUUCGUGCCGCGGGAGUUGACUCUAUUGUCAUCCAAUGAAAAGCCAACGAGGCCUCCGCCAAAGAAAAUUAAAUUUCCAAACAAACCACCAGUGAAAAGUUCAUCCAGAACUAUUCCAGCAACAGUGACCUCCCAGACACUGGAGGCCACGCCCACCCCCUCUGAAAACUCAACUCAACAACUCUCCGCACAACACAAAGAGGACGGAGUCGCAGAAGGCAUCUAUAAUUCAUCGCAGAUUCAGUCUUCUUCACCUUUGCAUCACAUGCAUAAGUGCCUCUCCAUACUGGUCAGCAGUUAA
Molecule: messenger RNA, 2202 nt
Organism: Scleropages formosus (Asian bonytongue)
Lineage: Eukaryota; Metazoa; Chordata; Actinopteri; Osteoglossiformes; Osteoglossidae
Gene: hhipl2
Product: HHIP-like 2
Exons: 10
Coding region: 1-2202 (733 amino acids)
Source: RefSeq, a predicted model, not a curated record